Molecule: messenger RNA, 1320 nt
Organism: Colletotrichum truncatum
Lineage: Eukaryota; Fungi; Ascomycota; Sordariomycetes; Glomerellales; Glomerellaceae
Product: exoglucanase 1 precursor
Biological process (GO): carbohydrate metabolic process
Molecular function (GO): hydrolase activity, hydrolyzing O-glycosyl compounds
Source: RefSeq, a predicted model, not a curated record
AUGCGCCAAAUCCUCCUCGCAGCUCUCCUGCCGCUCCUUGCCAAGGCGCAGCAGGCAGGCACCCUCCAGCAGGAAGUCCACCCCAAGCUAACCUGGAAGCGCUGCACUGGCGAUGCUUGUGAGACGGUCCAGGGCGAAAUCACGCUCGACGCAGAGGACCGUUGGUUGCACGUCACCGACGGCUUCUCAAACUGUUUCGACAACCGGCAAUGGAGGACUGAUCAGUGCAACAGUACAGAAUCCUGCACCCAGCGUUGCGCGCUUGAAGGCGUAGACUACCCCAGUUUCGGCAUCAAGACGAACGGAGACACCCUGUUGCAGGAGCACGACACUCGGCAUGCGUUUGGAAGGAUCGAAAACACCCGCGUGUUCCUGAUGGAAAAGGGCACAGAGCGGUACCAGACGUUCACUCUUUUGGGGAACGAACUGGCGUUUGAUGUUGAUCUGUCCAAGGUUCCAUGCGGGCUCAACUCGGCCUUGCAUUUUGUCGCCAUGGAUGCUGAUGGAGGGUCGUCCAAGUUUCCGGGUAACAAGGCGGGUGCGAAGUAUGGAACGGGAUAUUGUGAUGCAUCUUGUCCGCGGUCCAUCCGAUUCGUUGGCGGCAAGGCCAACUUCGACGGCUGGCAGCCCUCUUAUUAUGAUCCUAAUCGUGGUCAAGGCUUUCUUGGUGCAUGCUGUCCUGAGUUCGACGUUUGGAACUCUAACUCCAACUCAUUCCAGAUGUCCUCGAAGCUUUGUAGGCAGACGUCUUAUUCGAUCUGCCAAGGAGACAACUGUGAGGGCGGACAGCGCUUUCCGGAUUGUGACAGGGAUGGUUGCGAUUAUAACCCAUACAGACUGGGAGCCAAAGACUUUUACGGUCUGGCCAAGACAGUUGACACAAGCAAGAAGUUCACUGUCGUUACGCAAUUCGCAGAGGACAAAGUCACAAAGUUCUUUAUUCAAGAUGGCCAGAAGAUCGAUGCCCCUGCGACUACUCUUCCUGGCGCUGCUGAUAGUAGCGGCUUGAAUGCGGAUUACUGCCUAAAGAAAUCCCAGUAUUUCGGCGAGCAUGACAUGUUCAAUGUUCUAGGUGGCUACCGUCGCCACAACGACGUCCUGCGCCAGCCCUUGGUUAUGGCCCUGUCCAUCCAGAACGAUUAUUAUGCUGCAAACCUGUGGCUUGACUCGAGGUACCCUCUCGACAGUUGGGCGCCCGGCACUGAACGAGGGCCUUGUGAGUUUAGUGGCAACGUCCCGGGUGUCCCUGAAGUUGGCGAUAAUAAGGUUUCGUGGUCAAAUAUUCGCUUCGGUCCCAUUGGGUCUACUACGGACGUGUGA